AGACCUGACAAAUGAACAUCAGAAGGAGGUCGAUAAAUUGUUACGCGAAAUACAGGCAAUGAAAGAAAAAAAUGACACUCUUCUUAAGGAAAAGGAGGAGGAAAUCACGAAAUAUACUCAGAUGAAUCUGAAACUCAAAGAAGAAUUGAAGAAGAAGGAAAAAGAGGCAGAGGACAAAAUUAAAGAGCGAGAGGAAAGAAUUGUGUUGCUCGAAGGUGAGCAGGAGAAGAAGGAAAGGCAGAUGGUAGAAAUAGCAAGAGAGGUAGAGGAAAAAACUGAAGGCCUGACAAAUGAACAUCAGAAGGAGGUCGAUAAAUUGUUACGCGAAAUACAGACAAUGAAAGAAAGAAAUGAUACUCUUCUCAAGGAACUCGAAAACAUGGAGGAGAAAAUAACGAAAUAUACUCAGAUAAAUAAGACACUCAAAGAAGAAAUGAAGAAGAAAGAAAAAGAGGCAAAGGAGAAAAUUAAAGAGCUAGAAGAAAGAAUCGCGAAACUGGAAAGUGAACAGGAGAAGAAGGAAAGGCAGAUUGUAGAAAUAGCGAGAGAACAAGAGGAAAAAAUGGAGGUCCUUAAAAAUGAACAUCAGAAGGAGGUCGAUAAAUUGUCACGCGAAAUACAGACAAUGAAAGAAAAGUUGUUGAAGAAAAGUGACUAUAUCCAGAAAAUUUAUGAAGACUACAACAAGAAUCUUGCAGAUCAUAAAUCUAGAAAUGACACUCUUCUCAAGGAACUCGAAAACAAGGAGGAGGAAAUAAUGAAACAUACUCAGAUAAAUGACGAACUCCUUGCAAAUAUCGAGGGAAAGGAACAGAAACUAGCACAGCAAGUAGAGAAAAUUCAAACAUUGGAGGCAACCAUCGAAGAUCAACAGGAACAGAUCGAGGUCUUGGCGAACAUUGGAAGUUCCAAAACAUCGGGCGCCAUCGGAGUUGCCGCUCUCAGUGAGAGAAGAGUAAAGCAAAAUCAGUCAAAAGUGGAGGACACGCUUAGUGAGAACAGACAGUCAAAGGUGGAAGAGGAUUUCGCUAAUUUCUUCGACGAAACGAGAAUGGAUGCAUUGGAAAAAAUGCAGACAUCGUGCUCAUUUAAAGAGCAGAUGGAGGUCGACGUUUAUUGCCCCAGACUUCUUUGUCUUGUUUUUGAGGCUGCCUACGAAACAAUGGAAGAGGCAAGAGGAACAAUUUUUGAAUUGGGGAAAGUAGUAACGAAAGGUUUUAUUCAAUUAGCCCCAGAAGAGAUCAAAUCGAUGACCCGCUGUAAAAGGACGGGCAUUUCUAAAACAUCGAUUACCUAUCCAGUCUGCUUAGGACGUCAAGAAUCACAGUAUCCGGUUGAAGCUGUUGAUGCCCUAAUGAUGAUCUUGAAAGAAACGGCACCCAAUUGCAACCUUGAUUGUUUAGUGGAGGAUGUUAUUCAAGCCGCUAAGUGGAAGUGGAGCAGGUGGCAAGAAAAGGAGAUAUUGGUGAGAAACAGCCAAAUUUCACACGCAGUGAGUCAGCUUCAUAAACCACUAUUCCAGGAGUACAUUAAAGCAAGUAUCCAGCUUACUUGGAGAAUGGUUACCCAGACACCACCAUUGAGGUUAGAGUAUCAUUCCUCGCACCUACAACGGUACCAUAAGAAUAUGGGUUACCAUAUGAGUCCUGAGGUACGUAUGUUGGUGAAAGGAACCCCUGACCAACAUCAGGAAGAGGAGAUAGCAUGUUAUCUUUGGCCGGGACUAUUUGAUGGGGAAGGAAGAUGUAUUCGAAAAGGAGAAGUCUUGUGUAAGAUAACUGAAAGGGUAUACCGAGUAAGCUUCUCUUGA
This is a messenger RNA of Pocillopora verrucosa, 1810 nucleotides long. NCBI's taxonomy places the organism in Eukaryota, Metazoa, Cnidaria, Anthozoa, Scleractinia, Pocilloporidae. The record is from RefSeq and is a predicted model, not a curated record.